UCACAUUCGUCAAGUUGAUUUAACGAACGAAACACCGCUGGCAGCACUGGAACCACGAAAUUCCGGGAUGUAAACAAAAAAGAAUCGAUUUUUACCAGCAGCAACAUUUCCAAAAGUUACGAUCGGCUAAAGAUGAAUUAAAACCUGAACGUCAUUGCCCGGUACGCGAACCACUGAAACGGUGCAAGAAUGUCGAUCUUUCGUAAUAAAAUAAUUUUAGUGAGCAGUGCCGUCGGCACACUUAUCGGUGGCACCGUUCUGUUGAAGGAUCGUAUGCAAGGUGCCAGCUUCGAGAAGAAUGUGCGAGCCGACGGCAAGGUGGUCAUCAUUACCGGGGCCAACACCGGCAUCGGGAAGGAAACGGCCCACGCACUGGCCCGCCGUGGCGCGCACGUUUACAUGGCCUGCCGGGAUAUGGUGAAGUGCGAGGAGGCCCGGAAGGACAUCGUGCUGGACACGCGAAACCCGCAGGUGUACUGCCGCGAGUGUGAUCUGGCCUCGAUGCAAUCGAUCCGUCAGUUUGUGAAACAAUUCAAAGCGGAACAACAGCGGUUGGACAUUCUCAUCAACAAUGCGGGAGUGAUGCGCUGUCCCCGCACGCUCACCAAAGAGGGCAUCGAGCUACAGCUGGGCGUGAACCAUAUGGGACACUUUUUGCUUACCCAUCUGCUGCUCGAUACGCUGAAGCUGAGCGCCCCGAGUCGCAUCGUGGUGGUGUCCAGCUUGGCACACACCCGCGGCCAGAUUGCGCUGGACGAUUUGAACAGCGCGAAAGCGUACGAUGAGGCGAAGGCGUACGAGCAGAGCAAGCUGGCGAACGUGCUGUUCACGCGCGAGCUGGCCCGCCGGCUGGAGGGCACGGGCGUGACGGUGAAUGCGCUCCAUCCGGGCAUCGUCGAUACGGAGCUGAUGCGCCAUAUGGGCAUCUUUAACAGCUGGUUCUCGGGGCUGUUUGUGCGACCGUUCGUGUGGCCGUUCCUGAAAUCGCCCCUGUACGGUGCGCAAACGACCCUGUACGCGGCACUCGAUCCGGACCUGGAGAAGGUUAGCGGGCAGUACUUUAGCGACUGUGCGCCGAAGGAGGUGGCCGAGCAGGCGAAGGAUGACCGGGUGGCCAAGUGGCUGUGGGCGGUGAGCGAAAAAUGGACCGGCACGCUCACUGGAACGGCGGCCGUUUCCUGACAGCGGAUACUGCGUAUGAAUAACAAUAAGGAUAUUGUUAUUUUUACGACCGAUCAGCAACCGGCAGCCGGCAAGACGUCCCAAACGGCAACCGACCGACCGAGCGGAAUGGCAUCGGGAUAGGGGAAUCGUACGCGCACACCAUUGUACACAUCGCACCGAAUGUAAUCACCGUUGGUCGUUUUUUGUUGUCUCGUUGCUAACGCUGUCUUUAUUUGCUAGUAAAAAAAAAAAUCCCUUCAAACCGAGCAUUUGCACAAUUUACGCAAUAUUCCUUUCAAGACCGUAUUUAAUCGAUGGCAGGAGCCGCUUUUGCAUAGCGAUACAGUGUGGAAUAAAUAGGUUACACAAAAAGUGAGGUUAACUGUUUGA
This is a messenger RNA of Anopheles merus, 1554 nucleotides long. Its product is annotated as retinol dehydrogenase 13-like. The record is from RefSeq and is a predicted model, not a curated record. Lineage: Eukaryota; Metazoa; Arthropoda; Insecta; Diptera; Culicidae. Bases 190 to 1182 code for a protein of 330 amino acids. The transcript is spliced from 3 exons.